Amphibalanus amphitrite is the source of this 3173-nucleotide messenger RNA. RefSeq names its product galactoside alpha-(1,2)-fucosyltransferase 1-like. NCBI's taxonomy places the organism in Eukaryota, Metazoa, Arthropoda, Thecostraca, Balanomorpha, Balanidae. Gene Ontology annotation, cellular component: membrane. Gene Ontology annotation, biological process: carbohydrate metabolic process. The coding region runs from base 82 to 1293 and encodes 403 amino acids. Gene Ontology annotation, molecular function: galactoside 2-alpha-L-fucosyltransferase activity. The transcript is spliced from 8 exons. The record is from RefSeq and is a predicted model, not a curated record.
CGCCGCUCGGCGGAGCCGCCGCUCCCACACGCUGCGCGUCGCCCGUCGCUCCGCGGCGCAGUCGGCGCACACGUGUACACCAUGAGACGCUGGCGGGUGCGCCUGCUGCGGCUGUGCCGUAACAAGGCCAAAGGGCCGCUGUUCACCGUGUUCGCUAUGUGCUGUGUGCUGCUCACGCUGUCGAUCGUGCAGAGCUGGCUGCAGGGGAGUCAACGAUCCAUCUCAGACUCGGAGGCGCUUCAGUCCCUCUCAGAUAUGGCCGAGCUGCUGGAGGAGGGCGCCGGCCGUCCCGACCUGGCCGACCAGCUGCGCAACGAUAUCGCCGCCGACACCGGGCUCGAACCGCCCGAGGACGACGGCGAGAACGAACGAGAAGUCAUGGAGUUCGAGGAUGGUGUGAGCCAGGCGAACAUCAGCAAGUCAUCGAGAGACCCGGAGGCCGACAUCGACCGGGAUCUCAGCUGCACCACCCACAUCAUGUUCCUGGCCGACAGUCAGCUCGGCAACUUCAUGGUCAAAUACGCGGUGCUCUACGGAUUCCAGCGGAAAUACAGCGCCAAAGUCUACCUUUUCCCAAAACAAUACCGAUUCGCAAAUAAAAUAUUCAAGAAGCUCUCCAUCGAUGUCGUACCAGAUGAGCUAAAGACGGCCGACUGGAGGCCGGUCAGCUACGAGGACAUCAUGUACAUGCUGCCCUGCAACAAAUACGUCACAGAAGAGGAGUUCUUCAUCGUGACUGACUGGCCGGCGGACAACGGUCUUCAGCUCUAUUCCCAAUACGUGGACGAACUCCGAAAAGACUUCGAGUUCACACCUGCAUUUAGAACUAGGGCUCGGAGGUACACCGAACGCUUCCGUGCCUCGCCCAACACGACGCUGGUUGGCAUCCACGUCAGGCGGGGAGACCAUAUUCUGCACACAUGGUUGCGUCACCAGCGGAAGGUUCCCGACCUGGACUACUUCAACAAGUCCAUGCAAUAUUACGCCGCCAUGUUUCCCGACGUCCGCUUCGUGGCCUGUUCAGAUGACAGGCGGUUUCUGCUGAACAAGCUGGUGCCCAACGCGCCCUUCCCCAUCUAUACAAUCGACAGUGUGAACCAGGUGCACGACAUGGCGCUGCUGGCCGCCUGCGACCACACCGUCAUCACCGUGGGCACUUUCGGCCUGUUCUCGGGAAUGCUCACAGGGGGCAGCAUCGUCGCCGCGUCGCGCCACACCGGCACUCGGGGCGACCCGUUCGACAUUCAGGUCAACCCGCCCGGAGACAUCGGCCAGGCGUUCCUGUGGAAUUAGCGACUGUGCAGUGAGACAUGGGUGGUGUCUCUGGUCUCACCGGUGAUAGCAGUACGUUGCUAUUCCGUUUCGCGAGCUGACGUCACACUUGUGGGGCAAUAGGCUUGUUGACGUCAUGGAGUAAUCCAAUUUGACACGUGCAAUGGCAGCGUGCUGCUAUCAUCGGUGAAACACCACCGUGGACAGGAGUGUGCCUGGAAGCGUGUGGAACAUGUGAUCUUUGUGAUGGGGUCCAUAGUUUUCGAUCUAGUUUGGGUAUGAGCGUGGACGGCGAAAACAGGAGCCUGGAGGACAUACGAGCCUGCCGACUCGUAGGUGACCAUCUUAAGUCACGUCAUAAACUACUCCAUGUCACGGAAUAAUAUUCGUAGAUUGAUAAUACUCAUAGACUCGUCUAUGGUCACGUGAUCAAAGAUGAAGCUUUCCUUCUUCCGUAUCAUUUGCCUGUGCGAUAGAGCUCAGGUCACGUGCUCAACGAGGCAGCUUUUAAGAUGUCUAAAAACCUCCCGCGGGCACCUGUAUUCACCGUUCACCGGUAUCAGGAGGUAUUAGUCGGGGCUGGCAGCGCCACCUGUCGAUAAGUAUUUAAAGUAUUUUUGGCUGUCUGACUGAGCUGACAUGACCGUUGACACCAAUGACGGGCUUUUCAUUUCUACACUUUGAGGCUUUGAGCAUGAAUUGGAUUCCGAAGAUGACAUUAGCGUCAUGACCUCUGACGUCACUGAUAUGCGGUCUGCUGGGCCACUGUAAACCCGAUUAUUAAGGGAAUUUACCAAACUGCUGUUAACCUAUGAAUAGGUUAUGGAAAUAACGUUACGGUCCAAGGCGGACAUGAGGACAGGUGGCGCCGCCGCCGCUCGCAUAGCGGCGGGAAUGUGAACUAACCUGUUUACCAUAAAGGACUGUGCUAACGGCCGCUGCGGGCGCCGUUUCGGGUUAGUUUUGACUUUGUACCGCAACUAAUGGUUUAUUUAUAAUAAAAAAUGGACUAGCGAGAGUCGUGCCGGAAUCAGAAUUCAAUGUUCUACAAAACUAAGCCAUUUUCAUUGUGAUCACGUCAUAGACUUCACCGCCCAACCCAAUAAAGCAGAAAUAUGUCGUGUGACCGGUGAUUACAUGCAAGAAUUCUUUGGCAUAUAGCAUAAAAACCAGAACACCUUUGACUGCAGCGACUAUGCGGUACUACAGAAAAUUGUAUGGCCUGCCUAAUGGUGCCCAUUACUUAAUAAUUAAGUUGAGUAUUUCGUCGACUAACUCUUGUAAAACCGUAUGUCCGCUUGUCUAUGGAGUUUGGACCGUAACGACGAAUGUUUCUCGUCCAAGCGACCUAUAACAGUCGGCAAAUGUGGGUCUGGUAUGUACUACUAACAUCGUGUAUCAAUUCAAUAUGUCGCAUAUCGUUCCAGUGUGGUAUAUGUCAUAUGUAUGUGCGUUAUUGUUUGAACUUUGAACAAUAAGUACUGUGUUCUGAAAACUGUCAAUAGGUACUCUUUGAUAGGUUCACGCUCUUACUGUACAGAUGUGGUGCGCUGCGGGAACCUUUAUUUUGUUACACAUGGUCACUGCGCUGCAUUGCAUGCAUGCUUAGUGACAGUUUUACUUUGUGUAAUGUGCACCGAGAUGUCGAAUUGUAUGGAAUGUGGCAACAUGACGUCUGCUAUGAGUUGGUUUUGCGAAUACAUUUUGUAAAUGGAAACUUAAUAUAAAUCUUCAUUAAGUUUCUCCAUCAGUAUUUCAAGUGUCGGAUGUGUGUCAUAACCUUUGCGAUGAAAGUUAGUUUGGAAUGAGUACGUAAUUUAAGAAUAAAACAUUCAAUGAAUAUUGAAUAGCGUACAAUAUUGUAUAAGGAUGUGAUAUAAUAAAUAAAUGGAUACUGAAUA